CUGUCUUUGAGAUUAAUUACUUCCUGUGGAGACAUACUCGUAGCACACUUAGCGCCUACUCCGUUCUUACGUCUGCCACUACGCAGGAAACAGCAGACGGCCGAAACGCUCGUUCGUGACGGUCGACUGUGCGAAGGAGGAAGCGAGAAGCACCCGUAACGACGAUGGCCAAGACCAUGGACCAUAUCAAGCGACCUAUGAACGCCUUCAUGGUGUGGUCAAGCGCCAAGCGCAAGAAAAUCGCUGAAGAAAAUCCCAAGAUGCACAACUCGGAAAUCAGUCGGCGUUUGGGUGCCGAAUGGCGGGAGCUGUCAGAAGAAGACAAGACCCCGUACGUGGAGAAGUCCAAGAAGCUGAGAGAACAGCAUAUGAGAGACCACCCGGAGUACAAAUAUCGGCCGAAGCGAAAGCCCAAGUCUCUAGCGAGGAAAGACCGGUGUUCGUCCAUGCCAACUCUUCUUGUCACCCCAGAUGUUGCUACGCAACUGUACGGCGUUCGACCAUCUCCCGGUCUGAUGCCACCGCCUGGUUUCAGCAAGGAGCACUCGGCUUUUUCUUUCCUUCAUAGUCCGUCACCUCUGCACAUUCCGUCGCCUUCUAUCAGCGCUUUCUCUUACGUAUUUCCGACGUCACCCGGUCUGCCAUUGGCCUCUGCUCAUCAUCCCUCGUCGGCACUGCUCUCGCCGUUCGGCUCGAGUCCGUGCUUGUGUUGCUCUCAGAGGUAUGCCAGUGCGCCCGACAUUCGGCGGCCUGUUCCAUUGCUUCUUGUGAAGCCGGACUCUUGACAGUCGAUUGCUUACUGACGCAAGUGGUGAUGAGUAAUGAGCAUAAACAUUAGGUUUCUGCCAUGAUACCAGAGUCAAUCUGGGAGAUUGGAUCGAGGUUUUUUACAGGGCUGGCUGUAAUAUAGACUGAUAUGUAAGAAGCUAUGUUAUUGUAUGUACUUUGUUGGUAAAUUCUAGUUGUAGUGAGCAUGUACAUAGAAAGAGAAGGCUACAAAAGAGACUGUUGUAUUUUUACAAGAUGUAGAGCUUCGCUUUGUAAAUACAGCACAGUUUGACCGA
Corticium candelabrum is the source of this 1064-nucleotide messenger RNA. RefSeq names its product transcription factor Sox-14-like. The transcript has a single exon. Gene Ontology annotation, biological process: anatomical structure morphogenesis; regulation of DNA-templated transcription; cell differentiation. Gene Ontology annotation, molecular function: DNA-binding transcription factor activity, RNA polymerase II-specific; RNA polymerase II cis-regulatory region sequence-specific DNA binding. Bases 165 to 785 code for a protein of 206 amino acids. The record is from RefSeq and is a predicted model, not a curated record. Lineage: Eukaryota; Metazoa; Porifera; Homoscleromorpha; Homosclerophorida; Plakinidae.